CUCUCGGCCCCUCUCGGCCCCUCUCGGCUCCUCUCGGCCUGUUUUCGCCCCGCCCUCCACUGGAGCGCAGCGAGAUGAAAACCGGAUCCCGCGGCGUUUCGCAUCUUCUUCGUCGGACAGCCUGGGCGGAGCGGACCGGACCGGGACUCGGAGUCGGAGCAGUCCGGACUAAGGAGCUGGUCUUCGGCCUGGUGUUACCGAGCUUCAGCGCCCACGGGCUCCAGAGAGACACCGAGCGGUCUGUCGUAGCGGAGCCGGGCUGAGGUGCACUGCUAGCGGCUGGAGCUCCAGCUGCGUCCCGCUGGUGGUGCAGGUGUGAUCUGACAUCAUGUACCAGGUUCAGGGGAAAGGGGACGGGCUCGUUGCCAUGGUGCUGAAGGAGCUUCCUGGUAGAAAGGCCCCCCCUGAAGAAAACCCCCUCCUCACCGUGACAACCAAGCUGGUCGGGGAGCAGCAGGAGAGUCGUCCUCUGCUGAGUCCGUCCAUCGAUGACUUCCUUUCAGAGAGUCGCAGCGACACCUCCUCCUCCACCUUCUCCUCCUCCCGGCCCCCCACCUCGUCCUCCCCCUCCUCGUCCUCCCGGCCCCCCACCUCCAACACAGCAGUUCUGUCCACAUCUCUGGACCUGGUGGACCUCAGUGAUUUGGGCAGUACUGGUAACGGGGGCGGGGGCGGGGGCGGGGGCGGUACCAAGGACCGGAGGAGGCUGAGUCCUCUGAGGAGGAAGGGUAGCUCCAUGAGUCCUCGACGCCGAGUGAAGCCUGAAGAGACGGAACUGAUCCAGGUGGAGGUGGGACACCUGAGCAGCCCCAGGACACCUGAGAGGAUCUCCCUGGACUCGGUCAGCCUGUCGUCUCCUCUGGACAAGUGGGACGAGGCAGACGUGGACCUGGAGGACGGAGGACACAGCAGGAGGAGACACGAGAAGAGGUGCACCUCCCACCACUCGUCCAGUGAGCUGCUCUGGUCUGCUGAGUUUAGAACUGAUCAUGCGUCCAAGAAUCUAGACGUCCACAGUCUGGACGAACUGGACAAACUGUCCUCCACACAGGAAGGCGUGGCGUCCCGGCAGUGCAGACGGAGCCGGUCUCUGAUGACAAGGAACGAGUCUCUGGAGGACGAGUUCGUUAGAGCCAAAGCUGCAGUGGAGUCGGACACUGAGUUCUGGGACAAGAUGGAGGCCGAGUGGGAGGAGCUUGCUCGAAGGAACUGGUUGGAGGAGGCGGAGGAUCAUUCGGCUCCGCCCACAGUCUCACCUGGAGAGAAGAGUUACUACUUCAACCCCACUAACCCGUACAGGGACUGGCCCAACGCCUUCUCUGAGGGGCAGGACAAGGCCCGGGAGGGAGACCUGAACACAGCCGUCCUGCUGCUGGAGGCCGCCAUCCUACAGGACCCUCAGGACUCAGAGGCGUGGCAGCUCCUGGGGACGACUCAGGCUGAGAACGAGAACGAGCCGGCGGCCGUCGUGUCCCUGCAGAGGUGUCUGGAGCUCCGCCCCAACAACCUCCCGGCUCUCAUGGCGCUCGCCGUCAGCUUCACUAACAGUGGCGUCCAGCAGGAGGCGUGUGAUGCUCUGAGACGCUGGAUCAGCCACAACCCCCGAUACCGACACCUGGUCCAGGAGAACAGGGGCCCACAGCAGGACUCCCCAGCCAGGUGUGAGCUGCAGGACGUCCUGGUCCUCUUCCAGGACGCCGCCCUGUUGAACCUGGACUGUGUGGAUCCAGACCUGCAGACCGGACUGGGAGUCCUCUUCAACCUGAGCUCAGACUUCGACAAGGCGGUGGAGGCCUUCAGCUCCGCACUGUCCGUCAGACCUCAGGACUACCUGCUGUGGAACCGGCUGGGAGCGACGCUGGCUAACGGGAACCGCAGCGAGGAGGCGGUGGAGGCGUACACCAGAGCUCUGGAGCUGCAGCCUGGAUUCAUCCGGUCCAGAUACAACCUGGGAAUCAGCUGCAUCAACCUGGGAGCCCACAGGGAGGCGGUCAGUAACUUCCUGACCGCUCUGAACCAGCAGAGGCGGAGCCAGCGCUGCAGCCACCAGCAGAUGUCGGCAAACAUCUGGUCCGCCCUCAGAAUCGCCAUCUCCAUGAUGGACCGACCCGAGCUGUUCCAGGCCGCCAGCGCCGGGGACCUGGACCUGCUGAUGAGGGCCUUCGACAUGGAUGACGUCUGAUCGGGGGGGGGGGGUCGGUGGUGGGGGGUGAAACCAAAGACAUGAGCACAGCUGCAGGAAAUCCCUUCGCAAUAUAACAGCACAACCCUUUAGCUUCCUCUAAAGCCCUAUUCUCAGGGACUAGUUUAAUCUGGAAUAAUGUGGGAGCUCGUCUCUUAAUCCGUGGGAAUCGUCCAUGUCCGUCAUUAGUUAAGUAAAAAUGACACCAUAAAUGAGCUGAACCCUGAUCCUCCUGAGAUAAACCUGGUCCAGAGAGAACCAGACUCUCUGAGUCCUUUUUCCGUCUCUUGUCUCUUGUCUCAUACUGAAGAUGUUUAAUGAAUGAAAGUGUGGGCAGAUGUUAGGGAGCAGAGACCUGUUCAUCCAUUCAGACCAGGAUUAAACCAUUCAUGUGUUCAUCUGGGUUAAACACUGACAGGUCCUCGGAUCAGACUCUAAUGUAGAGUUUAUCAUCCAGCAGAAAGUGGAAACUGUCCUCUGACCUGCAGCAGAGACACAACUAUGGACAUUAGAGGACAACAAUAUCUGGACCACAGGACCAGGUCCCAGGUAGAACUGGUCUCCUGAGAAUAGGCCUAAAGACACUGGUCCUGUCUGUGGUGUGUUCAGGGUCUCCAGGUUCCUCUCAGAGCUUUCUAAUCUCUCAGCCAGCAGACAUGUGAGUGUUCACUGCAUCCCUGAGUUUUACCUGCUAGGAGCCGGGUUCAUUUCCACUGCCUCUGACACAGAGCAAUAACCUCACACUAUAUCUAUAAUAAUCUAUAUCAUAUCCGCCAUAUUUAAUAUAUAUUGUCAGUAAUCAGCCACUAACGUAGUCAGACAUUAAAGCUGCUUCCUAUGAUUUUACUUUAAAUGUGUAGAGACUGAGUCACUGCAGUGGAAAUAAACUCUUUCUUUUACUUUUUUUUUCUACCUGUGAAUCUCUCUCUGACCUCUGACCAACACUAGGCCGUUGGAUGAACCAGCAUCUGUAUCCAUGCCCCGCCCACACCUCCCCCAGACUCACCAUGCCCCGCCCACACCUCCCCCAGACUCACCAUGCCCCACCCACACCUCCUUCAGAC
Molecule: messenger RNA, 3246 nt
Organism: Mugil cephalus (flathead mullet)
Lineage: Eukaryota; Metazoa; Chordata; Actinopteri; Mugiliformes; Mugilidae
Gene: pex5lb
Product: peroxisomal biogenesis factor 5-like b
Exons: 14
Coding region: 329-2182 (617 amino acids)
Biological process (GO): protein import into peroxisome matrix, docking
Cellular component (GO): cytosol; peroxisomal membrane
Molecular function (GO): protein binding
Source: RefSeq, a predicted model, not a curated record